AAUAGUAAUUUCAGUUUGGCUUCCAAACAAUUAACAUCAAUUCCCUCUUUCCCCAUAAGAAGACAGUCUCAAGGAGAAAGAGAUAAUACCAAUUCCCCUAUUUCUCAUCCAGAAAAGCUUACCCCACAAGCAAUGGCCACCAUUUCAAAACCUUCAUUUCUCCAUACCUUCUUCCAUCAUUCUUGAAUGGCUUCCAAGAAACUCUCUCUCUUCCUCAACACUUCCUUUCUCUUCCUCCUAAUCUCCUCCUCACUUUCAUCCCAUUUCUUCAAUGAUCUCACUGGAAUUCGCAGAGAUACUAACACAACUGGUUCAUGCACCAAAACCCAUCAAUUCUCUGAUUACACUUCGAAAUGCAAUUACAUAAAAACAGAACCAAGUUGUAGGCCUAAAGGCUACAUCAAUUAUCUUCAGAUCUUUUAUUGCUUUUGUGGGCGAGCACCGUUUAUGGGUUACGCUAUUUUAAUCAUGUGGCUCGUUGUACUCUUCUAUCUACUUGGAAAUACUGCCUCAGAAUAUUUCUGCACUUCAAUUGAAGGGUUGUCGAGAAUCUUGAAGCUCUCGCCGGCCAUUACCGGAACAACUCUUCUUCCGUUGGGAAACGGUGCACCGGACGUGCUAGCCAGCAUAGUAUCGUUUACGCGUUCCGGCGAGGGUGAUGUCGGGCUGAAUUCUGUCUUGGGCGGUGCAUUCUUCAUAUCGAGUGUAGUCGUUGGAAUUAUAUGUUUGCUGAUCAAUUCUCACGAGAUUACAGUUGACAAGCCGAGCUUUAUUAGGGAUAUCAUCUUCUUCCUGUUUACUCUCUCUUCUCUAUUGUUCAUCAUUAUUAUUGGGAAAAUCAACAUCUGGGGAGCGAUUGGUUUCGUUUCCAUCUACUUCGUGUACAUAUCUGUCGUUUCCGUUAUGCAUUUAACGUCAAGGAAGGGGGAGAGGGUGGUUAAUUUAUCCGGCGGUGCAUCGUCGUCUUCCUCCGGCGAUUUGGGUACGCCGUUAUUGGGUUGUGUUGACGAAGAGAAGCCGCCAAUUCCUGAUGAAAAAGAGAAUGAAACCGACGAAUACCCUGAAACUGGAAUAGAAAGUACAACGACGGCCAUUAGAAAAUACUUAGUCUGGUUCACAUACGCAAUGGAAUUGCCUCUUGAUUUGCCGAGAAGACUGACAAUACCAGUAGUGAGAGAAGAAAAAUGGUCAAAGGGAUUGGCAGUGACCUCAGUUACAUUAGCUCCGAUCCUACUAGCAACAUUAUGGAAUACCCAGAAAGAAAACAUAACUUCAAAUGUAAGCUUAGAAAUCUACAUGACGUCCGCCCUAAUCGGCUUAGUUCUUGGAAAUUUAGCAUUUGUAGCCACCGAUAGAACAAACCCACCUGAGAAAUGGCUGUUGCCUUGGAUCGGAGGUGGGUUCUUAAUGAGCGUAACAUGGACUUACAUAGUCGCAGAAGAACUCGUUUCCCUAUUGGUCUCAGUUGGGGGCAUUUUAGGUAUCAGCCCUUCAAUUCUAGGACUAACUGUCCUAGCGUGGGGUAAUUCAAUGGGUGACGUCAUCGCUAAUAGUUCUCUAGCGGUAAAAGGUGGACCGGAUGGUGCCCAAAUAGCAAUUUCUGGAUGUUAUGCUGGCCCAUUGUUCAAUACAUUGAUGGGUUUAGGGUUAUCACUUGUUUUUGCUUCAUGGUCAGAAUACCCUAAUGCCUUUGUCAUUCCAACUGAUCCUUAUCUCUAUGAGAUUCUUGGAUUUCUCAUGGCAGGUUUGCUUUGGGCACUUGUCAUUUUGCCAAGGAAGAAUAUGCAAUUGGAUAGGUCUUUAGGGGCUGGUCUUUUGGCUAUUUAUGGUUGUUUUAUGUUUUUGCGGUUAUUUAAGGCGUCUAAUCUCUUAAUCGGGGGUGUGUAAUUUCCUUAACCCUUUUUUUAUGUAUAAAAAAGGGUUUAAUUUCAA
Molecule: messenger RNA, 1932 nt
Organism: Impatiens glandulifera
Lineage: Eukaryota; Viridiplantae; Streptophyta; Magnoliopsida; Ericales; Balsaminaceae
Product: cation/calcium exchanger 1-like
Exons: 1
Coding region: 187-1887 (566 amino acids)
Biological process (GO): transmembrane transport; monoatomic cation transport
Cellular component (GO): membrane
Molecular function (GO): monoatomic cation transmembrane transporter activity
Source: RefSeq, a predicted model, not a curated record